AUGCUGCAACAGCGCUCAACUUCCACUGUCGAGUACCCUGACACAGGAAGGGACGUAAUCAGUGAGCUGCCUGAUGACGUUGUGUAUUCGAUUAUAGAGUGUUUGUCGCUGAGGGAUGCUGUGAAAACAAGUGUGUUGUCACGCAGAUGGAAGAGAGUUUACUCAGGCCUCCCUAUACUCCAAUUCGAUCAGGUUAACAUGUUUCAAACAAACUCCAAGUGUUGUAGACACUACAAGGAGAAAUUUGUUAGAGGAGUUAAUCAGUUCAUAGACUCAUACCAGGGCUUACAAAUAGAUUAUUUUGGUGUGUCUUUCUGUCUUGGAAGUGAAUUCACUGACGAUAUCGAUCGAUGGAUCAGUUUUGCCAAUAGAAUGGGAGCCACGAUGAUAUCGAUUUGCUUGUACUGUCAGAAAUCCUGUUCUAGGGCUAUUGGCGACAUGCACGGCGAACAGAUUGGUGGGAAGUACGUUAUUCAAGGGGAAGUUUUAAGAGAUAGAAAUACCAAUCUAGAGAAUCUAGAGUUGGAAGGAUGCAUUUUAGGACCAGAUGUUGCUAACCGAUUAAGCGGUUUAGAGACACUCGGUUUGAAUAAUACAAACUUGGCCCUUUACGACAUAAAUGGCAUGUUUUCUUGGUUGGCCAACCUGAAAUAUUUGACACUUAGUAAUUCUACACUUCCUAUGAAAUUAUGCUUAGGCCCUUUGGCUCUCCUUAAAAAUCUUGUUAUCGCUGACUGUGCUGGGAUAAAGGAAGUUCAGCUGUCCAGUAAUGCAAAUCUCCAUAGUAUUCUAUAUGGCUGUAUUGAGAAUGUCGUAUUCGAUUUAAGUGGAGCUCCUAACUUGGAGAAAUUUCAUUGUAAUGCUGGUAAAACACAACUGCACUAUAUUUUCACUCAUCUUCCGAAACAUGCCCCUAAGCUGAGGACUUUGUCUAUGUUCACUACAUGCGAUUCGGUUAAACACCUACCAGAAAGCAUGACCAUCUUCCAACACGUUACAGAAUUAUGUAUAAUGUUCGAUUACGAUCCAAACUUUGACAUGUUGAAGUUGAUUUCUAUUCUUGGAGCAUUUCCCUGUCUGAAUAAGCUUAUUUUCGCGAUAAAUUCUGGCGAAUCGGACCAACGAAAGCUCGAGCCUGCUGAAGCCAUGGAUGAACAGGUGAAGAAAAAUGAAAUUGGUGGAUAUUUUGGCUCCUUGAAUCAGCAGCUGCUGCUUAUUAGUUAUUUGUUCAAGCACGGUAUUUCCCUUGAGCGAAUGGUUAUCGAGCCAGGAGAAAAAAUUUAUGUUGAUACCAGACAAUCACUUGAGAAAGAAGUAUGUGGAAAGGCUUAUAAGCGAUUGAUAGAAUUAUCAGAAGAAGACGAGGCCUCUUGUUUCUCAAUAUUGGAUUGUCAUGGACUCUGUGUAUCUGAAUCUGGUGGCCCUUUUGAAUCUUUAGGAUUUGGCUAUUUCUAUAAUGAAAAUGAUAUUUUUCUGACGUAUGAUUCGGCCGUUCGUGUUUGGACAUCACAGAGGCUAAAUUAUGCUAGACAGGCUUCUUUCUUGUCAAGAAUGCAGCAUCCAUCUAAGUUGCUAAAACAGGGUUCAACUUCAGCUGCCAAGAUUUCAAGUGAGGGGUUAAGGGCUCCAGACUUGUCUGGCAAGAAAAAGGAUUGA
This is a messenger RNA of Dovyalis caffra, 1656 nucleotides long. The record is from the annotation of a GenBank genome assembly. Lineage: Eukaryota; Viridiplantae; Streptophyta; Magnoliopsida; Malpighiales; Salicaceae.